Molecule: messenger RNA, 1120 nt
Organism: Topomyia yanbarensis
Lineage: Eukaryota; Metazoa; Arthropoda; Insecta; Diptera; Culicidae
Gene: CIA30
Product: complex I intermediate-associated protein 30, mitochondrial
Exons: 2
Coding region: 112-1074 (320 amino acids)
Biological process (GO): mitochondrial electron transport, NADH to ubiquinone; mitochondrial respiratory chain complex I assembly
Cellular component (GO): mitochondrion
Source: RefSeq, a predicted model, not a curated record
UGUUUUGCUUCUCCUCAUUCGCAAUAUUUCAUUGUGUAACCUUAUCAGGCAUAGUAAAUUAUUAUUUAAACCCUUUUAACCACUAUGUAAAAUUGUCUCCGGUACGAUAAAAUGAGCGCGAUCUUCGCAACAUCCCGCUUACAUACAAUAGUAACAGCAGCUACAGUCCAACGCUUGUAUUCGCACCUCUCCCGCACGGCUGUUAAUGGCGCAAACCGGACACCGCUACUGCACCCUAACCGGCAAGUUCCACUGAUUCCAGCUAACGGUCUCUUUUGGGAACGGGACCCCAAGGGAGGCUAUAACGCAGAUCGGCCGAAAGUAUCACGAAAGCAACUGCUCCUGGAUGGGUUCCGAGAACUGAAAAAGGAAUUUGCCCUCUUCCAGCAGGAAUGGAAGGAAAAAGUUGCCAGUGAUCCAUUGUUGGUGUUCCGACCGGGCGAAACCGACGUGGUAUUCAAUUUCGACUCUAAAGACGAACUGGAAAAGUGGAUUGUGACGACAGAUAAGGACCAUAAUGAGGGUUAUUCGGAGGCGAAAUUUGAAUUAAGUUCAGGUGGAUUUGGACUGUUUCACGGGAAACUGGAAUCCAGGGUGCCGAAAGACGGACGAAUCAAACGGUCCGGCUAUGCGAAUAUCAAAAGUCGAAGAAUAAGGAAAUCCUUCAAACGAGAAGCGUUUUACGAAUGGGAGCAGUACAACACCCUAGUCCUUAAGGUUCGCGGCGAUGGUCGCUCUUACCUAAUAAAUCUCGCGGCUGAGGGCUAUUACGAUAUCCUGUGGAACGAUAUUUACCACUAUGUGCUUUACACGCGGGGAGGUCCCCACUGGCAGAUAGCUCGAAUUCCGUUUUCCAAGUUUUUCCUGGCAUCCAAAGGUCGAGUACAGGAUAGUCAGGGUCCAGUUCCUUUGAAUCGUGUUUCUAGUGUUGGAUUUUCGGUUGGCGCCCGAGGAGGACACGAGGGUGCGUUUCGGUUGGAGUUUGACUACAUUGGUGUUGAGUACGAUCCGUCGCAUCGGGAGGAGUUUGCCUACGAGAUGUACAAACAGCAAAAAUAUAUUGUGGCCACUUAGAGAUGGCAAGUCGACGGUGAGCCAAUGGUAACGCUCUCACAGGUUA